Cryptococcus amylolentus CBS 6039 is the source of this 387-nucleotide messenger RNA. RefSeq lists its product as hypothetical. Lineage: Eukaryota; Fungi; Basidiomycota; Tremellomycetes; Tremellales; Cryptococcaceae. The transcript is spliced from 3 exons. The record is from RefSeq and is a predicted model, not a curated record. The coding region runs from base 1 to 387 and encodes 128 amino acids.
AUGUCCACCCAUCCCAUUCCUCCCACCUACGAGCCUCGCAGAUUCAUACUCGAGACCCUAAACAAGCCCCGAUCUGGCCUAUGGGGCCAAUUGAUCAGUAAAGACCAUUCCCCCAUCAUAUCCUACCGCUACAUACCUGGCAAUCGCCUUGAGCCGCUCUAUUUCUUGGAAAUCAAAUCGCCAAUACCCUGGGGAUCACCUGUAAGCAAAGACUUCCUUCCCGAGUCUUACGACCUCUUCCGACCUUGGGCGAUCUCAACGAACGGCGCCAUCCUCAUGAGGUGGAUCAAGGCCAACUGCGCAUUUGCCGCCACCGGCCCUUACUCCUCUCUCUAUAAGGACAUGGAUGGCUUUAUUGUGCGAUUCCAAUGUUAUCAGCGUGCGUAG